Stylonychia lemnae is the source of this 1422-nucleotide messenger RNA. The record is from the annotation of a GenBank genome assembly. Lineage: Eukaryota; Ciliophora; Spirotrichea; Sporadotrichida; Oxytrichidae.
AUGGAGAGUAAUGAUGAAUUCGAAAUUAGAUAGCUUAAGUUAGAGGAUUAUCAAGAGUAUUAAAAUCCCCUCAAGGGCUAAAUUGUCUACGCAGAAUAGACUGAUUUAGAAAAGUACAAGAAAUUCUUAGAAUAUAAUGAUUAAUCUGGAAAGCAAUUGAUCAUAGUAGGAAUAGAUAAAUAAGAAAAAAGGUUGAAAAUGAUUUAUGAUUGUUUUGCUGUUGCUAAAGAGUAUCAAGGCAGAGGAGUAGGAAUGAGAAUACUUAGAGCAGCACAGAGAAUAGCUUAUUUGAGGGAUGUCUCAGGCAUUGUUUUGCAGUGUUAUUCUGAUCUUUUUGAUUUCUAUAAAAAGAUUUAGGGCAUUAAUAUUGAUGAUGUAAACUAAUCUAUAAAGUCUUUUCUGGAAGAAAAAUAAACAACAAAUAUUAAAUUUGAGCUUUCCUUUUUAGAUAUAUAAGAGUCACAUAGCCCAGAGAUAGUAGAAUAUUUUAACCUUAACCAAGAAUAAUUAUUUGUUACAGCAUUAGAUAAAUAAUCCUAAUAGGCUAUUGCAAUAAUAAAGAUUAAAUUCUUUUAUAAUUUCCCUAGAAAAGAUUUAUUGUAUGCUUCAAUAAAAGAAAUAACGUAUACUGAACAGUAAAUAUCAAAUGAUCCUAUGGCUGUUCUAGAUGACGAUCUGCAUCAAAUAGCAAUUUAGAUAGCAUAAAUGAGGAAGUGUUAAUAUACUUAUAUGAUUGCCCAAAAAGAAAACAGAAAAUAUGAAAAGAAAUUGAUAGAUCAAACUUACCCUUGGCCAGUAAUAGCUGUCAUAAUUGAUGAAUAUCAUAAGGAGAAUCAAGCUGUAAUAGAUUUAGUCUAAUUAUCUGGCGCUAAAGCUAUUUAGCUUAAGGCAGAUUAAAUCACAAACGAUGAUUUGCUACAAAUAUUACCCUAAGUAAAUGGAAUAAUAAUUAGGCUAAACUAACAAUAAGAUAAUGAGUUACAUUGUAAAUUGGUACAAACAAUUUUAGAUUACUAAUAAUAGCUUACUUAAAGAUCAAAUUAUCAAUAGUUCCCUAUAAUUAUCAUGGAAAAUGAAAUGCACUUGUCUAAAAUAAUUUCUAGUUAAGAUUAGUAGGUUAAUAGCAUAUUUGAAGAUAGAGAUGGAAAAAAUAAUGUAAAAGAGGAUUAUAAUUAUUUAAAGAAAAAUUUUGAAGCUUUAUCUCUCUUCACCUGGUAAAAUAAUGAGGACUAAUUAUUCAAAAUAUAUCUCAAGUGGUAAAAGAUAUUAGAAAUUUACUAAAGGAUUGGAAAUAUUGAUAAUGAAAGUUGCAUUGAAUUUCAAAUAUUCAAAGAAAUAAGCAAAUGCAUCUACAAGGUUGCCAUUUUAAACAAAAACAGGGUUUCUGAAAGACAAAUUUUGACAAAAUAUUCUUUUAGUUGA